This is a messenger RNA of Saccharomycodes ludwigii, 636 nucleotides long. It is a transcript of the gene BET3, whose product is annotated as TRAPP complex core subunit BET3. Lineage: Eukaryota; Fungi; Ascomycota; Saccharomycetes; Saccharomycodales; Saccharomycodaceae. The transcript has a single exon. Gene Ontology annotation, cellular component: cis-Golgi network membrane; cytosol; TRAPP complex. Gene Ontology annotation, biological process: intra-Golgi vesicle-mediated transport; endoplasmic reticulum to Golgi vesicle-mediated transport. The record is from RefSeq and is a predicted model, not a curated record. The coding region runs from base 1 to 636 and encodes 211 amino acids.
AUGUCAAAUCCAACAGCAGCGGCAGCAGUUUCUUCUGCAUCAGCAUCUUCCGCUUCUUUUAAUAUUCCACAAAUUAAUAAACCAUUAAAAGCACUAGGUGAUGACAUAUGGACUAAUAAAACGGCAAAAAUUAAUGCAGAAUUAUUUACUUUAACUUAUGGCUCAAUUGUAGCACAAUUAUGUCAUGAUUACAAACGUGAUUUUAAAAGAGUAAAUGAAAAAUUAUUUCAAAUGGGAUACAAUAUUGGGAACAGAAUAAUUGAAGAUUUCUUGGCUAGAACUGCAUUACCAAGGUGUUAUACUUUAGAGACUAUGGGUGAAGUUCUAAGUAAAGUGGCAUUUAAAAUUUUUUUAAACAUUACACCCAAAUAUAAAAUAUCCAAUAAUAAUAAUGACUUAAUUCUAACAUUGGGGGAAAAUCCCUUAAGUGAUUUUGUAGAAUUACCUUCAGAUGCAAUGAAAGAUUUAUGGUAUUCUAACAUUUUAUGUGGUGUUCUAAAAGGUGCUUUGGAAAUGGUUCAGUUAGAUUGUCAAGUUGAAUUCCUAAGUGAUAUGCUGAGAGGAGAUUCAAGCACAGAAAUUAGAAUAUUUUCAUUGAAAUUGUUAAAGGAUGAAAUACCUGCUGGUGAAGAUUAA